Messenger RNA from Achroia grisella, 951 nucleotides. RefSeq names its product very-long-chain (3R)-3-hydroxyacyl-CoA dehydratase 2 (gene Hacd1). Gene Ontology annotation, cellular component: endoplasmic reticulum membrane. The transcript has 5 exons. Lineage: Eukaryota; Metazoa; Arthropoda; Insecta; Lepidoptera; Pyralidae. The coding region runs from base 205 to 894 and encodes 229 amino acids. The record is from RefSeq and is a predicted model, not a curated record. Gene Ontology annotation, biological process: fatty acid elongation; sphingolipid biosynthetic process; very long-chain fatty acid biosynthetic process. Gene Ontology annotation, molecular function: 3-hydroxyacyl-CoA dehydratase activity.
UUCUUGCUUGUAGUUGUUAAAUUAUUUUUGUUUGUAAAGUAAUCCAGAGAUCUCAAACUCAGAGCAAUGAAUGAAUAUCAUUUGAUCUGACUUGUAGGUAAACUACCUCUAUGCUUAUAUACGUAUUUUACACGUGUGACGUGCCUAAUAAAACAAACAAUAUAAUUUGUGGUAUUAGAUCUUAGAAUAUUUAUAUUAUAAAUUAUGGCUGAAAAAAAGCAAAGUGGUAAAAAAUCAGAACCUUCGGCUAUAGCUAAAUUUUACCUUCUGGCAUAUAAUGGAGUACAAACAUUGGGAUGGACAUAUUUACUGUUGAAUACAGCGAUUCACUUCUUGGAUAGGGGGACACUUGAUACACUUUGGCCUCAAAUCAAAUGGACAGUCAUCAUCUUUCAGAAUGCUGCUGUGCUUGAGGUGUUACAUGCGGCGGUAGGGCUAGUGCCGUCUAGUGUUUUUGUGGUUCUCAUGCAAGUUUACUCUCGAGUUUUUCUCGUUUGUGGAAUUCUGCUGGUCACUUACGGUGCUACCAUCAGCCCUGGCAUUGCACUAUGUGUGUUUGCUUGGUCCAUCACUGAAAUAAUUCGAUAUGGAUAUUAUACCUUGAAUCUAGUCAAUGGUGUGCCACGGUUAUUGUUAUUUUUAAGAUACAGCACAUUUCUAAUACUCUACCCCUUGGGAAUAACCGGGGAACUUUUAUGUAUGUAUCAUGCACUGGACGAGAUUGCCGAAAAGAAUAUAUUUACUAUGACCAUGCCCAAUGAUUGGAACAUACUUUUUAAUUAUUACUACUUUGUAAUAUUCUAUAUGAUUUUAUAUAUUCCACUAUUCCCUGUACUUUUUGGCCAUAUGCUGUCUCAGAGGAGAAAAAUGCUAAAUAAAUGCAAAACUGAGUAAACAUAGCUAAUAAAUUGAAUGUUUUCAGUAUUGAAAUUCGAAUAUACUAUAUUGUAU